UCGCGUCGCAUGCCCCAACAUGCUCCUACUCGCUCCAACGCGCUCUAAUACGUUCGCGUCACCGGAAACAAUAUGGCGACUAGGUGUUCGCGUCGCGUUAGAGCGUACCCUAAGGGGCAAUUAGGAGCAUGCUCUAUUUGCCUCAGCUUUAAAGAUGGUGCAGUUGGGGCAUUUUGUUGUGCACAUGCGCAAUGAUUGAGCCGAUUGAGGACGAGUACAAUAAUUUUUAUGUCGUACAUAUCUCCUGUUUCGGGAUCAAUUUGAAAAACGUCUUAUUUAAAAUUGCAAGAGAAAUAAUGGAACUUAAUCAGAAAAGUAUAAUAACACAUCCCACAAGUAUUAAUUCCUCGAUAACCAGACCUGUGAUUUCAAAUUCAGCUGUGCCUAAAAUGCUGUCAUUUAAGUUAAUUAAGCCCAAGACUGUUGCACUUACUCCUGUAACUUCUACAACAGACUCGACACAGUAUCUAACCACAACAACCACUGUGCCUUUAAAUUCUUUACUGGAUGUAGCAAGUUCUUCCAGAAUACACUCUCAGGCUGUAAUUAAUGAAAAUUCUUCAGCUACAAUUCCCUUAACAAGUUCUGUACAGCACGUGCCUUCAUUGGAUUCUUCAACUGUAUAUAUAGACUCAGAUGAUGAAAAAGAAAAUAAUUCUGCUUUCAACAAGNAUGGUCACUUUAUUUGGGAUCACAAAACUAUAAUGUUGUUUUUCUCAGAAUAUGAAGAACAUCAGAAAAAGCUACAAGAAAAAAAAUAUCAAAGUAAAGAGGCCAUGUUUCACGCAAUAGCAGAAUCGUUCCAGAAAAGAGGUUACAGAAAUGCUACCAAAAAUCACAUAAAAAAUAAAUUUAAAUUAUUAAAGAAGAAAUGGGACAAGUAUAUUAAACGUACCAUGGGAAAAAACAGCUCUGGGAAAGGCAUGAAACCUCUUCCAUAUGAAAAUGAAAUGACAAAAAUAUUCGGGAAAAGUCAUAGUGGAACACCAGCUUUUGUGGUUGGUCGCAAUGAAAUUGUUUCUCAGCAAGAGAUUUUGCAAAAAGUUGGUCUAAAUUUGCCUGAGAAUGACAAUGAAGAGCAGUCCUCUAUCGCACCAAACUCACCACUUUCGACAUCGACAGUUAAUAGUGAAUCUCGAUCAAUGGCGGAUAGUUGCAGUUUAUCUAUAACGGAUAGCAGCUGCUCAUCUCUAGUAAAUUCAAAAGCAAAGGUACGAGAUGGUAAAUUGGCACUUACUGUACAAUCCGUUAAAGAAUCCAUCUGUGCUAUGCUACAAAACGAAAGUAAGGCCAAACAAGAAACACGAACACAAUACCUGACAGAGCUUCAAAAGUGUAAUGAGCUACAAAAAGAGCGAAAUAACAUCUUGCAAAAGCAACUUAAAGUAUUAGAGAGACUGGAAAAAAAACUAUAUAAAAAUAUGCCAGAAUUAUACCCAACACAAAAAGAAUCAUCAAAUGAAGAAGAAUUAUAAGACUGAAAUCACUAUAGAUAUAAGAUAGUUAUUAUAUAAA
Messenger RNA from Pseudomyrmex gracilis, 1515 nucleotides. RefSeq lists its product as uncharacterized. NCBI's taxonomy places the organism in Eukaryota, Metazoa, Arthropoda, Insecta, Hymenoptera, Formicidae. The record is from RefSeq and is a predicted model, not a curated record. The transcript is spliced from 4 exons. Bases 192 to 1475 code for a protein of 427 amino acids.